Messenger RNA from Cladocopium goreaui, 1745 nucleotides. NCBI's taxonomy places the organism in Eukaryota, Dinophyceae, Suessiales, Symbiodiniaceae. The record is from the annotation of a GenBank genome assembly.
CAGCUGCUUAGAGGAAAUUUAGGGCACAUGGAGACAGACCGAUGGCAUCCGCUUCGCGGUGGAUGGAGCCAGCUGCAAGACUUGGUGGAAUUUGAAUGGUGCAGAACCUUCAUCCUGCUGAGUUGUUUCCUGUUUCCCUUGGCUCAUGCCCGGCGACGACGUCGCAGAAUGCCCGUUCAGUUUCGCUCUGUGGAUGACUCCCAGGUUCGAGCUUUCGUUGGGGUUGGCCUUUGCAUUCAUUCCUUGUCAGCGGCCUGGAUUUUGCUGCCCAUCUUCAUUGACCACAAGAUCGCUGCGGACCCGGCCCUGCCGGGGUUGACAGAGGAGACCCUGACAAUCACCACCACUGCUAUCUUUGGCGGUUGGGUGGUGGGUUCCCUCUUCCUUCAACACCUGAUGUCGGCUUUCGACAAAGCUCAGCUGAUCGUAGCUGGCUGCAUAGGGCUCCUGAUGGUCGCCCUGGCAACUGCGACGCUGCCACAUCUGACGGCAGGAAACCUGGCAGUCUUCACAGCUGUGAGAUUUGUACAAGGACUCCUGCAGAACAUCGUAUUUCUCGAGACGGUCUAUGUGCAAGAAGCUGUGCCUCCAGGUUGGGGCAAUGCAGCCUUAGUGUCCGCCAACGUGGGGUUUUGCCUGGUGGAUAUUCUACAAGCCUUCCUCUGUGGGGGACCCAUGCUGUUGUGGGACUGGCGGCUUCAGGUGUUCCUGUCUCAAUCCGUGCCGUUGCUCCUGGCGCUGCUCAUCGGCUUCCCGAAGCGCUGGGAGAUCCUGUGCUCUCUGCCAGCGGCCAGCAAGGCACUGUGGAAGAAGGAAGAGGUGAGUGCUGAGUCCACCAGCCUGACAGCUAAAGAAUGGCACCAUGGGAUGGCACUGGCCAGCGGUUUCCUGGCGAGUUGCAGCGGCUUCUGGGGUCUGAGCUAUUCAGCUGGACAGCUCUCCCCCAACAAGUACAGAAGCAUGAUGUUCUUUAGCGCCGCUGACAUCUUUGGCUAUCUUUUAGCCCUGAGCGCCAGUAGUUUGGGACGAAGCCGGGUUCAAGCGGGAGCUUUCUUUUUGGCCACGGUGUGUUUGUUUCUCUGCAGCACUGGUGAACCUGGAAGUGCUCUGGUGAUGGGUUCAGCGAUGCUUGGGCGAAUCUGCUUGGACUUGUGCUUUACCACGAUCUACGCGUUUGUUGAGAUCUUCUCUGAGUCUGCGCGCAAGAAGGUGCUCCCGGCUUGUGAGAUGACCAUGCGCAUUGGAGGCACCUUGGCCCCCUACGCGGGCACCCUGCCGCCCUCGAUUUCCUGCAAACUCUUCAGCUUUCUUUGCCUGGCAGCGGCAUUGGGGAGUUUGCAGCUGCCAGACCAGCCUCAUUCAGCCCUCAAAAAAAAACUGGCAGAUUGGUGAAACAAAUCUGUGAGAAUCCGAUCUUAUCGCGUCGCCUUGCUUGUUGCAGCCACCCCCGCGAUGAAUGAUGUUCCUUUGCUGAUGCAGAGGGCCCGGUGAGCAUGUUGCGGCAACGAAUCUGGUGCACCAAGUGCUCACCGGAAUUUCGUGACGCUUUUUGUGGGUUAAAUCAUGUUAAAUCUUGGGUCAUGUUGACAGGUGAAGAUUUGUUGACAUCCAAAAUAGACCUGAUUUUCCAACACCAUUCUUUCGUCCAAAGACGAAUCUGAAAGGUGGGUCCAUCCCAUACUUCGAUCUAUAUCCCUGCCCGAUUUGCUGAUUCGACAAUGUGGCAGUCUGCAAAAUGCUGGGAU